Molecule: messenger RNA, 993 nt
Organism: Gongylonema pulchrum
Lineage: Eukaryota; Metazoa; Nematoda; Chromadorea; Rhabditida; Gongylonematidae
Source: the annotation of a GenBank genome assembly
UUUUUGUUCGGCGAUAACGACGAUCGACGUUGGACAGUGCACGCCAUUUUGCGUACCACACUUCAGCUUGCUUCGCGGCCAUAUCAAAUGCAGCUGAUCAAUUAUCUCUCCAAUGAACUCUGGUCAUACGCCGAGCGUUCGGGUAGUCGUGCAGCUCAGUACGUCGACGUACUUUCAUGUUAUCUACCUCGAUUCUUGUCCAAAGACGAACUGAUGGCGCUUUACAGUCGAUCAACCAAAAUCAUUGAUGAAGCAUUGCCUGUACUGGAAGCAAGUCGCAGCUCAGUUCUUUUCGAGAAAUUAUGCGAAAAUAUUGGAUCUCCGGAUAUUUCGGUUUUGAGCUGCUCUCCGUGCCUGAUAUGCUCGGAUGCUAGUCGUCAAAUGAUGGAAUUGAAAUUGUCUACAAUAAAACUGGAUUCUCGUUUCACCACUUCAGCGCAAAUGAUUAAACUUAUGGGUCAUUUUGAGGUACAAACUUUCAGGAUCAUAAUUCGUCUGAACGAAAUUAAACGAUCCAAAAUGAUAAAGCGUUUCAAAUUUUAUCACUGUAAUAAAGUGCUGGAAUCGGCGGUGGAUCUAAAAAAUCGGCCCCAGCUUUGGGAGAAAGUGGCUGAUGUGCAGGUUAGUCAGGGAAGCGGUGAAAUCGAUGUACAGCUGCCAUUACCAGUAGUUACAUGCAAUGUUGUACUGGAAAUGGCCGAAUUUCAUGAAACUGCAACAGCGAGCACAUCGGACGCACCGGAAUUGGUCCACUGUCCACGAUGCUCCACAGCAGUGCCGCCAAAUCCGGGGAUUUGUUCGAAUUGCGGCGAAAAUGUUUUCCAAUGCAUAAAAUGUCGCGCGAUUAAUUACGAUGAAAAGGAACCAUUUCUGUGUAAUUCAUGUGGAUUUUGCAAAUAUGCACGUUUGGAGGCAAUGAUUGUCGGCCGCUCAACACCAUCUGUACAGACUAUUGAAGACGACAGGGAACGAGGAACGGUAAAUAUUUGCUGA